AUGCGGCGGGCGCGGGCGCUGCGCCGCCGCGGAGCGCUGCUCGCCUGCAUCUCCCUGGGGACGCUGCUGGCCCUCGCGGACGCCAAGGGCUCCUUCUACCCCCCCGCCGCCCCCCUGCCCUACGGCGGCAGGUACAGCCUCUACACGGCCGGCUCCAGCCCGCAGCUCGGCCCCGGCAAGCCCGUGGGCAAGCACAAGAGCUACUGUGCCUACGUGGUGCAGCGCAACGUGACGUGCACGCUGCAGGACGGGGCCGAGAGCUACGUCAAGGCCGAGUACCACAAGUGCAGCUGGGGACCCAAGUGCCCGGGGAAAGUGCUGUACCGCACGUUCUUCAGGCCCAGAUACAAGAUCGGAUUCAAGACAGUGACCGAGCUGUCCUGGAGGUGCUGCCCAGGCUUCAUGGGAGAAGGGUGCCACGACAGCCCCACCGACCAGCCCGGCCUCCUGCCCCAGCAUCCCAGCCCCAAAAUGCCUCCUGGGCAAAACAUGUUUCCGAUGCCCAGACUGCCUCCCUAUCCAAAAAGCCACCCUGACCUGUUUCCAGGACCGAAGAAGAAUCAGUAUGGCAGGAAGCUGCCAGGCCUCUUUGGGGACCGCCUGGAUCGGCUGGAGGAAGAGGUGAGGCGCCUGUCCCAGUCCUACGACAGCCUGCACAGCAUGGUGAGCGGCCUGGGGGACCGCCUGCGCCUGGCCAUCCAGGAGGACACCACCAAGAUGAUCGGCUCCCUGAUGAACAGCCCGGGCACGCCCGACUCCACGGUCGGCUUCGGCAUCAUUCCCGACGGGCUGGUGGACGUGGCGGACAAGGCCGACGUGGCCACGUACCCGCCCGUGGGGGAGAUCCUGACCAAGGUGACGGAGGUGAGCGACGUGCUGAAAACCAAGGCGGAUCUGCUGCACGAGGUGCAGGGCAUGGUCCUGGACCACGACGGGCACAUCAAGCACCUGCUGGAGGCCGCCCGGCCCUCGCCCCUCACCUCCAUCGACCUGCUGGAGGAGUACGUGGACACGAGGCUGAGCAACCUGCGCGGGGAGCUGCUUGACGGCUUCGAGAAGAAGCUGGGGAAGAUCCAGACCACGUGCGACUUCCGGAUCCAGGAGGUGCGGCAGCAGUGCGAGGAGGAGAAAGCUGCCAACCUGCGGCUGCAACAGACGCUGGACGGGAAGGAGCUGGAGAUCAAGAAAGAGAUCUCCCAGCUGGAGACCCAGAUCCAAGGGCUGACCGUGGUGGAAAGCUGCUGCAGCAACCUGGACUACCUCACUGAUCGCAUGAACAUCCUCGAGAAAGGCCUUCACAGCAUCUCCGAGUCCCAGAAGAACUUGCACUCACGGCUGGAUGGAGAAAUCUCCACUGUCACCCUAGGGAACCUCUUUGAAGGGCGCUUUGAGGACCUGGAAGCCAGGCUCAAUGCUACAGAGAGGGAAACGGGGAGCUGCUGCUCCGGGAUAGAGGACAGCGUGAGGGGCACGGUGGUGGCAGAGGUGGAUGGCAUGAGGACUGCCUUUGAAGACAAAAUGCAGACCCUGGAGGACAGGUUCAUGACCAUCGUGGGGGAGCUGAACAAUGCCAGUUCUCCCGCAGGAAUGGAUGGAGCGGUGGUGCCCGUGCUGGAGGGCGAGCUCGCCAGCAUGAGGAGACGCACGGACGAGGCACUGGAGGGGCUCCAGAAUCGCCUUGUCACGCUGGAGAGCACCUGUUCCCUGGGCUGCACCUCUGCCUCCAAAGACGUGGAGACCUUCCGGACGGAGAUUGAAGACUGCCAGAGCAAGAACCAGGACCUGCUCCUGCGGAUGGACAGCAACUACGACCUCCUGCGCAAGCUGAACGCCACCAUCCUGGAGAUCCAGCGGCGAAUCGAGGAGGAAGCGGCGGGGGCUCUGCAAGGGGAGAUCACCUUGCUGAAGAUCAACCUGAACACUGUGAGCAAGUCUCUGACGGGGCUCAAGGACUCCGUCUCCCAGUACUCGGAUACCGUGACACACGUCAACUCCUCGCUGGACGAGCACGAGCGGAAGAUCGAGGACGAGGUGCACUCCAUCCAGGAGAGAGUCAACGACCAAGGCUCCCAGCUCUUCUUCAGCAACCGGCGCAUCCUGAACCUCAAGGGAGACCUGGAGCGACUGAAAGCCAGGAUUGUCAGCGACCUGAGCUCCUGCAAGAACGUGGCCCACGACCUGCAGCAGGAGAUCUCCCACUUCGACGAGCGGGUGGCCCGGGUGGAGAGAGCCUGCGGCCGGCUGGGCGUCCUCACAGGGAGCCUGGACGACAUCAGGAAGGAACUGGAGAAACACACGGGCAGUUUGUGGGACUACAUGGACCACAUGAACGGGACACUGGCUGCCCACUCUCAGGAAAUAACAGGACUGAAGGACAACCUGCUUGACUGCCAAGCCAAGGUCUCUGAGCUGGCAGAACAGGUCGGGCACUUGGAAGAGAAGGUGGAGGGGAGGCAGCAUUAGCCACACUGCCAUGUGUGCCUUCCUUCCCCCCCUGCGAAGGACAGGAUUAACUUAUAUCACACAGACUCGCUCCAAUGUGACAACAGUUCGUGGGAUAAUUUUUUUAAUGAAAAGCUGCUACUUUUUCUUUUUUUUUUUCCCCCUUCAUCUUGUU
Empidonax traillii (willow flycatcher) is the source of this 2617-nucleotide messenger RNA. It is a transcript of the gene EMILIN3, whose product is annotated as elastin microfibril interfacer 3. Gene Ontology annotation, molecular function: protein binding. The transcript has 4 exons. Gene Ontology annotation, cellular component: extracellular matrix. The record is from RefSeq and is a predicted model, not a curated record. Bases 1 to 2463 code for a protein of 820 amino acids. NCBI's taxonomy places the organism in Eukaryota, Metazoa, Chordata, Aves, Passeriformes, Tyrannidae.